ACUCAAUGUCUAAAGGAACCUGUUUGGAGGAAGCUGUAUUAGUUGCUCGUAGGGUGUUAGGAAUUCUUGGGAGGAGAAUUUUUGCAAAAGCAUAGUUUUCUUGUAUAUGUGGAAGGAGUUAGCUUUAUCGUGGUAGAGCGAGAGCCAUUACAAUGCUUAUCAUCUGUGCUGUUGCUGGAUUAUUGGACCCCUUGCCCAAAUGAGCAGCUCUCAGAAAGGGACCUUGGAGGGCACCAUCUUGUGCUGUAGGAAUAAGUGUUUAUCUCUGUCAGGUUCCAGGUUGGAAUCCAGCAGUUUUUCUUGUCUGUCUCACUGUUACCCUCUUCCUCUAGUUAUGGUCCUUGUUGCCCAGUCUCAAAGUGAGACAAUCCUGUUCCCCCCUCCCAGCAGGCUGUGAUGGUAUGUAUGUUUGUGUUGGCACUUCAAAAACUUUAAUCUCUUUGGUUACAAAUUUAAGGUAAUUAUUAGUGUACACUGAUGUGUAUAAGAUGUAGGUAAACUCGUGGGGAAAGCAGGUAGUACUCAGGUAAGUUCACGAGGAAUCCUGGCAUAGCAUAGGUGAUGCUUGGUUAGUGUAGAUAUCACUAAUUCAGUAAGUCAUUAGUUUCUUCUCCUUGACAUAUGUUUUUUUACCUUCCUUUCUAGGAAGGGGUCUGGAGGAGGGAAAAUUUCCCUUUCUGGUGAAAGGGGACUGGAGCAUUAUGACAGUCAAGUCUUUAAAAGCUUAUGAGUUACCAGAGUCCUUGACGACUAACUGCUUCCUCUGCUGAUAUUGUCGGAUGUCAAUAAAGAGAGGUUGAAGGCAACACUUCUAAUGGAGCAGGUAACAUCGAAAGGUGCUGGCUUAAACCCUAAUGCAAAAGUGUGGCAAGAAGUACCCCAAGGGAGCAGUGAGGCUGUGCCACCAGCAAAUGGCGCAGAGCACUCGUGGCAAGAAACAGCGGCUGCACAAGGGACUCAUACCGAGGGUAACAUAGAGAUUUCAGAGGAUAGCUGCAAGCAAUAUGAAGUGAUGUAUUCCCCGUCUUGUGAAGCCACAAGAAAUGGCACAGGAGUUGAUGAAGCAUCUGCAAAUGGAAUUGUCCUAGCAACUGAAGAUCUUGGAUACCAAAUCUAUGAAGUGUCUGGUGAAGGCAGCUCCACUGUGUCCACAGAAGACAUUAGAGAAUGUUUGAAAAAACAACUUGAAUUCUGCUUCUCACGUGAGAAUCUUUCAAAGGAUCUCUACUUGAUGUCUCAAAUGGACAGUGAUCAGUUUGUUCCAAUAUGGACAAUUGCCAACAUGGAAGGUAUUAAGAAGCUGACAACUGACAUGGACCUUAUUCUUGAAGUUUUGAGAUCUUCUCCUAUGGUACAAGUGGAUGAGAGAGGGGAGAAAGUAAGACCAAACCACAAACGAUGUAUUAUCAUUCUCCGUGAGAUCCCUGAAACAACACCUAUAGAGGAGGUUAAGGCUCUGUUUAAAAAUGAAAACUGCCCCAAAGUGAUAAGCUGUGAGUUUGCUCACAACAACAACUGGUACGUUACAUUCCAGUCAGAUACAGAUGCGCAACAGGCGUUCAAAUACUUAAGGGAAGAAGUGAAAACCUUUCAGGGCAAGCCAGUAAUGGCCAGGAUAAAAGCCAUCAACACAUUUUUUGCUAAGAAUGGUUACCGGGUAGUGGAUUCCAGUGUCUAUACUCAGCCAGUUCAAACACAAGCACAGUUUGCCUCACCACUGUUUAUGCAGCCUGUAUAUAGUCCUCAGCAGUACUCUAUUUACAGCAUUGUGCCUCAGACAUGGUCUCCAAAUCCUGCACCUUACUUUGAAACACCACUGGCCCCCUUUCCUAACGGUGGAUUUGUGAAUGGCUUUAAUACACCAGGAUCAUAUAAAACAAAUGCUGCUUCUUUGAGUAUAGGUCGCCCAUUCCAUAGAAAUCGUGUGAAGCCUCACUUCCGAUCCUCUAACAGCUCAGAACAUGCUGUGGAGGGUCCAGCUGCUGUCAGUACCAUGCCAAUGGGGGAUGGACCACUGAACAGAACCAACUCAAGGAAUUUUGUUAUGGAGCGGCAUAACAGUACGUUAACUGGGCACCAAGACCAAGGUUAUUCCCAGAAGGAUUCUCCAACCGCCCAGAUGGAGCAGAAUGGCGAUUAUGGCAUUGGCAGGGGCAGGAGGAACAUUUUCAGAGGUCGGAGGAGACGAGAAGAUGACCGGGUUUCAAGACCUCAGCCUUCAGCAGAAACAAAGACUCAGACACCAAAGUUUGACUUGCUAGCAUCAAAUUUCCCACCUUUGCCUGGCAGUACAGCAAAAAUUCCAGGGGAGCCUGUGCUGGAGAGCAGGAUGUCCGAUAUCGUUAAAGGAGUCUGCAAAGAAAAGGUACCCCCUCUUGUCUCUGGCACGCGCACUCUGGAAAGCAAAGAUCUGCUGCCCAGCUGUCCAGCUCCUGCUCAGGAAGAACAGACGCACAGCACUGUCCAACAGCCUGUGACAAGUGUGAGUUCGCCAAGUCAGACUGAAGCUGUGGUGUUAAGCACAGUUCAGCCAGACAGCAAACCGGAAGAAGUGUCUGCUCAGAAAGAUGUUACGAGCCAUGCUUCCCCACCGGUGUCUGUCUCUCCUGUCAGUGCUGCAAAGCCGCCAAGGACAAAUACCACUUCACCUUCUGCUAACGCAAGUGCAGCUCCUGCUUUGUUGGUGCAGGAGCCACGCAAGCUAAGUUAUGCUGAAGUUUGCCAGAAGCCCCCAAAGGAGCCUCCUCCAGUUCCUGUUCAGCCUCUUAGGGAACAUCGCACUAACAUAGUUCCCCCUGCCAAAAAUGAAGAAAAUGGCACACCUGAGAAGGCUUCGGAGAAGGCUCAUGACAAGGUUGAAGGUCGAAUGAAGGAUUAUUCUGGGUUCCGAGGCAACGGGCCUCCCAGGGGAGCUGCUGGGAAAAUCAGGGAACAGAGGCGCCAAUUUGGACGCAGAUCAUCGCCUCAGGGAGCACCUCGACGUAUUGGCAAGGAGCAGUAUGUGCCACCCCGGUCACCAAAGUAACACUUGUCCAGCCAAUUAUUCUCUAUUUAAUUUGAGCUGUGGACUAAUAAAUAAGCAGCAAAGGAGACUGUGAGAAAGAAGUAUUCAUGAAGGGGAAUACUGAACUGGAGCGUGGCUUGUGUGGAGAAGUUGUGGAGGGUCCCAAAAUUCAUCUCUAAAAGUGAUUUCACAAAUGCUGGAGGAUUCCAAUCAAUAUAAAUAUAGAGAUUAUAAUUUUUGUAUUUUUGUUUUUAAUUUGCAGAGGGUUUCCUGCUUGAAAUCAGUUUUGGGGUUGUGAAACUAGCAUUUUGUCAAAGUGAAAGAGUAUGAAUUGACAAAUUAACCUGUCCCUCAGUGUAGGAGGAAAAGGAUAAGAGAAUAUUAUUUUUGAAAAAUGAGCAUUUCUGUAAAAUUAGAACUUUUUUUAACCUAUUUAACAUUUGGCUUGUCGGAUGAUGUGUCUGCCAUUGAUGGCCUUGCAUUGCAGAGCACGUCUGCAGCUGAGGUGCUUGGUCGGUGUGAGUGGAAUGAGUGCAGCCAGAUACUGUUGUCAUGACUUAGUCACUGAUGAUAAGAACUGAAUGUACUACUGUAGUAAACUUUGUGUUUCCAGCUUGAAGUAUAGUCUCUUGACCUUACUAAUAAUUCAUUCAGCAAGCUUUUUAAACUAUUAAUUUUUACAGGAUACUGGAUUGUAGAUCAGAGCAUGUGGACAGCAAAAAUUGUCUUCUAGACGCAAUUGGAAGGAGGCAGAAGGGAGCACAUCAGAAUUUUUAAUUUGCCCUUUUUCCUUGCUUCCUUUUGAGGGCAACUUCUUAGGUUUGGGUUUGUUUUUUUUUUUUUUUCUUGCUUGUUACUUUCUCUAAUCUCUUUAUUACAGACUUUUGUGCAUUUAUCUUGGUAUGUUUUCCUGAGGCAGGCAGGCCCAGUAUAGGAUUGAUGGGUAGCUACACAGUACUUGGUGUUAGCUUCACAAGUACAGAGCCUGGAAUUCCAGUUGCAGAUGUGGAAUUCUGCCUUGCA
Haliaeetus leucocephalus (bald eagle) is the source of this 4027-nucleotide messenger RNA. It is a transcript of the gene LARP4, whose product is annotated as La ribonucleoprotein domain family, member 4. Gene Ontology annotation, molecular function: mRNA 3'-UTR binding. NCBI's taxonomy places the organism in Eukaryota, Metazoa, Chordata, Aves, Accipitriformes, Accipitridae. Gene Ontology annotation, biological process: positive regulation of translation. The transcript has 16 exons. The record is from RefSeq and is a predicted model, not a curated record. Gene Ontology annotation, cellular component: cytosol; cytoplasmic stress granule. Bases 815 to 3025 code for a protein of 736 amino acids.